This is a messenger RNA of Adineta steineri, 6591 nucleotides long. NCBI's taxonomy places the organism in Eukaryota, Metazoa, Rotifera, Eurotatoria, Adinetida, Adinetidae. The record is from the annotation of a GenBank genome assembly.
AUGGAAAUUGUAAUAUAUCUGUUAAUAUUAACUUGUUCAAUUACAUUCUUUGAUCAAGUUAAUACUCAAAAUUGUAAAACUGAAGGAUGUCUCGAUAAUCUUUGUUGUUCACAAUUUGGAUAUUGUGGAAAUACACCAGAACAUUGUGGUGGUGGUAGUACAACAGUAUCAUCUUCAUCAAAUAAUCAAAUAACUAUACAACCUGGAGAUUGUAGAAUUUGUGGAUGUACUAUUUCCGGUGAUUGUUGUUCUCCAUUUGGAUUUUGUGGAAAUACAGCAGAUCAUUGUUCGAAUCAAACUGUUCAAACACCAGAAUCUGAUUUAAUUGCACAUACUCCGAAAGGUGAUUGUAGAAUAUGUAAUAAUUGUAAUAAUGUACAAAUUUGUUGUAACAAUACUGGAUCUUGUGUCAAUGAACAAAACCAAUGUCUCGAUACUCUUUCUACACCUCAAACUUCAAAUGUAAACAAAUGUCAACCAGAUCCGUCAAAAUUCUAUAAAAUUCUUCAUAAUGAAUAUAAUAAAUUUAUUGAUUGUAAAGAAUUUUCCACUACUCCUGAUUCUACAACUGUUAUUCAAUGGUCAGAAAGUAAUACUAUCAAUCAAAUCUGGCAAUUUGUUCCAAUAAAUCAAGCAGCAAAUAUUUAUUUAAUAAUUUCUGCUCAGACAUAUAAAGCAUUAACAAUAACAUCAUCAAAUAAUGUUCAACAAUGGUCUUAUGAAACAGAUGAUUUGAAUAAAUUCUUUCAAAUUCAACAACAAAAUGAUUUAUGUCGAAUUGUUAAUAUGCAAACAAAUACAUCACUUAUUGUUGAUUCAAAGAUAAAUGGAAGACCAAUUCAAAUUUCUAGACAACAGAUUAUUGAAGAUUUUACUUGGAAAUUAAUUGAAACAACGAAUGCAUCAAAUCAUUAUUGGAAAACUUAUAUUGAUGAAAAUCUUCAAGAAAUAUGUGAAGAUAUAGAAAAUGUCAAAUCAAUAGAAAAAUUAACAUUACAAAAUUGUUUACAAUGGUGUUAUAAUGAAAAAAGAAAAGAAUUUUGUAUGUGGAAUUAUAAUGAUAAUGAUGAUCAAAUUGGUUAUUGUUUUGCGACAAAUCAAUGUCAAAAUCGAACAAAAAAUACUUCACAAAAUGAAAAAUAUCGAAUUUAUAUUAAUCGACAUGAACAAGAUAUAUUCUCAACUAAUGAUAAUGAUAAUGAUGAUGUUCCAGUAUUCGCAACAGCUCCAUUCACAAAUUAUAUUGAUUAUACAAAAUAUCUUUUAAUAUCAGCAAAUGAUUUUUCAAUUCCAUCUGAACCAUUACGUUGUAUUGAUUUAGAUCCUCAAAAACAACGAAUUGUUGUUUUUAAUGAAACAAAUGAAGGUAUUCGAUUUUGUGAUUUAUGUCCAAAUCUUCCACCAUUUAAUAAAUAUCCAGAUUAUUUUAUUAAUUCCGAACCAUUAAAACAAAUAGAAAAUUCUCGUUUUGAUCAAUGUUUUCUUUUAUGUGUUGAAGAUAUUCAUUGUAUUGGAUAUUCUUAUAAUGAAAAUAAUUUCACAUGUUUAACAUUUAAUCAAACAACAAUUGUUGGAACUAAUGGUUUAGUAUAUCGAUCACAAUGGAUAACUAUUCUUAUAAAACAACCAAUUGGAAUUAUUCAAAAUUGGCUUUAUACAAGAAAUACAAAAAUAGUUAGUCGAAUACUUGAUGCAAUUAAUCGAACUGAACCUGCUGAUACAUUUUUACAAUGUUUAAAUUUAUGUAGUAAUUCAAUAAUUCCUUGUCAAGCAAUAACUUAUGAUUUUCAAAUAAAAAUUUGUCAAUUUUUUGAAACAAUUACAUUAGAUAAUUAUAUACAAACAUCUUAUGGUUCAGUAACAGCAUUUCAUUUCUCUUAUAUUUAUGGAAAUAUAUCAAAUCAUUGGAAAUUUUUAUCCGAAGAUGAUCAAAAUAAUUUAAUUAUAAAAGAUAAUAGUUUAGAAACAAAUUCAAGUAAAUCAUGUCAUUUACCAACGGAUAAAUCAGCAACUGAAUAUGGAAUUUUUUAUAAUCCAAAUUGUUUAGUUGGUGGUGGAAAUGGUUGUGAUCAAAAUGGUUGUCAAUUAUGUUUAAUAUUUAAAGCGAAUUUUGAACAAAAUCUUCCGUUAUGUCCUUCAAUUACAUCUGAUGAUCAAAGUAUUGAAAAUGCUCAAAUUCAAAUUGAAAAUUGUAUGAAAAUUUGUUCAAAUCAAUCAAAUACUUGUAUAGGAUUUGAUUAUGAUCCAUCUACAACAACAUGUAAUUAUUUAUUUACAUAUUCAAAUUGGAUAAUUAAUAAAAGUAAUUCAAAAAAACGUUAUCUACUUACAUAUCCAUCGAAAACAUAUCAAUUUCUUCCUGAUUGUGAAUUAAUUUCAACCUCAAUUUCUCAAUCAUCAACAUUAGAAGAAUGUUUAAGUAAAUGUACAAAUGAUUGUCAAAAAGUAUCUUAUAAUUAUAAAACAUUACAAUGUAAAAUAGGCAAAUAUUCCACAGGAAUAUUUCGAGUUGAUUCUCAAAUUGAUUCACAUUGUUUUAUAAAAAAUUUGAAUGAAAAUAAUGAUUUAACAUCAAUACGUAUGGCAUUUUAUCGUUAUAUUGGUUUCGAAAUAAAAAUUCAAUCAAUUAAACAAAUUGAUUUUCAUUGUCAACAAGGCGAUUGUUCAAAUGAAUUAAAUCAAUGUUUACAAAAUUGUUUAGAUAAUAAUCAAUGUCAAUAUAUAUCAAUAACAUAUACAAAUAUAAAUACAUUUCAAUGUAAAUUAUUUCAAAAUAAUAUUAAUGAAACAAAUGAUUUUCUUCCAAAUAAUUCUUCAGAAAUUUAUUAUCGAUAUUUUGAUAUUAAUAUAAAUUUAUCAAAACUUGAUACAAUGCCAUUAUUUCAAGUUGAAUCAGAUUUAGCACAAUGUUAUGAUCAAACGCGAACAAUUAAUAAAUAUCAACAAACAUAUUCAUCAUUAAAAGGUUAUAAAGAUUCAUUAGAAAUUUCAAAUAAUGAUACUCAACAAAUAAUUUCAACUAAUUUAAUAAAACGACGUCGACGACGACGAUCAAUAUUUUCUGAUAUUGGAAAUUUUUUCAAGAAAAAUAUUAUUGAUCCUGUUGUUGAUUCUGUUAAAGAUAUUGUUGAAACACCAAUUAAAAUUGGUAAAGCUAUUGGUGCAGCUAUAUCUGGUGAUACAGAACAAGCAAAAAAGGAAAUUCUUGAUAUUGGAAUUGUAAAAGAUGCAAUAAGUUUAGGAGAAAAUGCUGUAGAAUUUGGUAAAGCAUUAGGAAAAGGUGAUUUAGCUGGUGCUGGUGAAGCUUUAUUAAAUGUUGGAGCUGAUGCAUUAAGUUUUGUACCAAUUCCAGGAGGAAAAAUUGUUGGAAGUAUUGGAAAGAAUGCAAUUAAAAAUGGAGUAAAAGAUAUCAAAAAAGAUUCUAAACCAACAUCAAAUGAUAGAAAAGAUGAUGAUAAUAAAAGAUCGGAAGAUGAAAAUAAUAAACAAUGUACUUUGACACGUCGAAAACGAGCAGAUGAUACUAUUAAACGUAAAUGUGAUGAUGAUGAUCAACAAAAAAAUCCCAAAUGUCAAAAACCAAAGAUAACAUUUUUAUUAGAAAGUGGUGAUUGUGAUAUGAAAUCAAUUGGUAAAAAAUGUGAAUGGAUAUGUAAAGCUGGUUAUAAUGAAUCUGCUGAAAAUGGUGCAUCUUGUGAUCGACAAAAAACUAAUAAUAAGAAUGCAGUAUGGGAUCCGAAACCAGCAUGUAAUGCUCAACAAUGUGGUACAGGAAAUAAUCCAUAUAUAUCCGUUGAAACAGAUGGAAUUGUCGCUUUUACAAUAUAUUAUGAUAAAAAACGAAAAUUACCUAUAUGGUCAUUUUCUAUUCAUGAUUCAAAAAAUCGUGUAACAAAAAAUAUAAAAGCUGAACGUGGUGGUAGUUUUUAUAAACAUCCAUGUCCACAAUUAAAAUCAGAUCAACCAUCAGAUGAUCAUUAUACAAAUUCUGGAUAUGAUCGUGGACAUUUAACUCCAUCGGAUGCUCAUCGAUAUUCAGAAAAAGCAUCAAAAUCUUCAAAUUUUUUUAUUAAUGUAGCACCACAAGAUCCAUUUACAAAUCAAGAUUUCUGGAAAAAAAUUGAAGGACAUGUUUUAUGUCAUAAUAAUAAAUAUCCAGCAAGUUUAGUUGCUACUGGUAUUUGUCCUGAUUCAAGAGGUCAAACUCAAUCUCUUCAAAAACUAGAUAUUCCAAGUUGUUUUUGGAAAAUGAUUUGUUAUAUUCGAGAUGGUAAAACACAUGUUGUGGGUUUUCUAUCGGAAAAUAAACUCAUUGAGGACAGACAUAAUGCAGAUUAUAAUCAAACAAAACAAACAAUAUUUCGACCUGUUUCUCAACAAACUAUUCGAGAUCUUUUAAAAAGUGAUGCUAAUUAUGCGAAAAAUCCAUUCGAUUCAACUGUAUUAUCAAAAUCAAAUAGAGGUCGUGGAACAAUUUUAGUUCAACCUAGUUUAUGUGCAAAUGCCUUAUCAUUAGAUCAAACUGAAUCUGAUGCAUGGUAUAAUGAUUUUGUAGGUAUUAAAAAAGAUGCAACAAAAACAAAAAGACAAGCAAGUGAUAUUUUUAAAUCUCGAGGAUGUUCAGCAUCAGAAGCUCAAGCAAUGGCAUUAUUUAUGGGUCUAAAAUCACUUGAUAUAGAUGAUGAAGAAGAUAUCGUACCAGAUGAUAAGAAUAAUGAUGAUAGCGAUUUAGGAGAUGAAGAUGAUGAUGGCGGGACGGAUGGUCGUCCACAAGCAGCUAAUUGUGGUAAACGAAUUAUUGGUUAUUAUCCAAGUUGGGGAACAGGAAAAGUUUCAGCAAAACAUAUUCGUCGUUUAACACAUAUAAUUUAUGCGUUUUUUGAAGUUGAUUCAAGUGGACAAGUAUUUCUUGGUAGUGCUGAUCGUACACAUAGUGCUGAUGUACAAAAAGAUACAGAUAUUGCGAAAAAACGUUUAGAACAUUUAUUAAAAUAUAAACAAACCUAUACGGAACAAAAAUAUAUGUUUGCAGUUGGCGGAUGGGAAAAUUCACAAUAUUUUAGUUCAAUUGCUCAAUCACCUGAUAAACGUCUUCGAUUUAUUGCAUCAUCAUUAAAAUUAAUUGAUGAAUAUGAUCUUGAUGGAAUUGAUAUUGAUUGGGAACAUCCAGUUACAGGUGGUGCUGUUGAAGGUAUUAAAGAAGAUAAACAAAAUUAUGUUUUAUUUAUGAAAGAAAUUCGACAAGCAUUAGAUCAACAUGGUGGAAAUGAAAGAAAAUAUUUAUUGUCAUUUGCCUCAGCUGCUGGACAAUGGACACUUGAUCCAGGUUAUGAUCUUCCGGGAUUAUUAAAAUAUGCUGAUUUUGUUAAUAUAAUGACAUAUGAUUUCUUUGGAGCAUGGGAAUCAAAAUGGGGAGCAUAUACAGGUCCACCAGCACCACUUUAUUUUGGAAUGCCACCAAGAUUUUCUGGUAAAACAAAUGUUGAUUGGACAAUUAAAUAUUAUAUGUGUAAAACAAAUCAACCACAUCAAAUAAAUAUGGGUGUACCAUUUUAUGGUCGAUAUUGGAAGAAUGUUCCAAGUGAACCAAUAGAUCCUACAGAUGGUAUGUGGCAUAAAGCAAAUGCAGUAAAUGGUAAAUUUGAAGGUGGUUAUGCGCCAUGGAAUGAAAUUAAAAAUUCUUGGUUAACAAAUCCAGCUUAUAAACAACAGAAUCAUGAAAAAUCCAAAUCAUCGUAUGCUUAUAAUGCUCAAGAAGGUAUAUUCUUAGGUUUUGAAUCACCUGAAUCAUUACAAGAUAAAGCAAAAUAUGCUGUGGAUAAAAAUGUUGGUGGAUUAAUGAUAUGGGCAAUUGAUCAAGAUGAUGAUGAUUUAACAAUGAUGAAUAUUGUAUCAGCAGCUCCAUUAUGUCAAAAUACGGAUCCAAAAGCAACAUUUUAUAAAUGUUCACCAUUAAAAGAUGAAAAACGUUGGUGGACAUUAGAAGAUAGUGAAGAAAAUGCUGGUAUGUGUGGUCGAUCAGCACCAUUAUAUAAAGGUUAUUAUCCUGUUUGUGAUCCUGAUGAUCCGGGUUAUAGUUGUUGUAGUCCUGAAGGUUUUUGUGGAUUUUCUGAUAAACAUUGUAAAAGUCCUGGUGUAAAUUAUGGUGAAAAUCCUGAUCUAUUAGUUCAAGAACCUGUUCGUCCAACAAUCAAUCCCAUUUUAUGGUAUACACUCGAUGCACCUGAUGGUAAACGUGGUCGAUGUGGACGAGAUGUACCUAAACUUGAUAAUGGUGAAUAUCCAAUAUGUAAUCCUGAUGAUGCUAAUGGUCAUUGUUGUUCGAAUGGUGGUUAUUGUGGAACUGGGAAAGAAUUUUGUGAAUGUGAAGAAUGUAUUGAUUUCAAAAAGGAUCUAAAGUUUCGAUUUAAACCAAAACAAUGGACUGAUGAUGGAAAAUGUGGUAAAAAUGCUCCACAAGUCAAUGGUCAAAUGGCUAUUUGUAAUCCUGAUUCUAAAACAGCAUAUUGUUGUUCAGCAUCAGGUUAUUGUGGUUCAGGUGAUGAAUUCUGUAAUUGUAACGGGUGUGUCAAUUAUAAAAAUAAAAAAUAA